GCUCAUGGCAACCGUCGUAAAUAAAAAACGUCACGCAUCUUGCUAGUCGGGGCACUGCCUCAGUGGCAAAGCAAGUGAAAAUGGCCAUCAGAGCUGGCGUGGACGACAAAUAUUUGGAGCGCAUAACCUCCAUUCAACAAAGCAUCCAUCAAAGAGAGAAACAGAGGCUGCAGUUGGAAAAGGAGCUUUUUGGUGUUGCCAGACCUUAUAAACGAACGACCUCUCAGAUAAAAGGUUCCAAACUGCACGGUUAUCUCAAGCAAAUCUGUGUCAGGGAGGCACAAGCGAAAAUGAGAAACCUUGAGCUUUUGAGAGAUGUGGAGUGCCUUCAAAUUAGCAUGCAACAAUACAGUCCUAACCUUUUAGCUUUGCAACAACAAAAGGCUGAAUUUUCAGAUAAAAUUUCCAGAUUUGUGGAAGAAAUGAAAUCAACAAGGAAUUCAAAGCUGAAAUCUGUACAAGGCGAUUACAAGGAUAGCUCUCUCUCUUACAUAGCAGAGGAUUUUACAAAUGCCCCUACGGUCAUGUCAGUUGGCCGCCAAACCCCCAAAGGGGCCAACCAUGCAACUGGGAUCACAAGUGUACUCUCACACAAAACAUUGGACAGUUCGCCCAAUCGUAGCAUGUACUCCUGCAAAGGACUACCAAGUGGCCCUUUGAAGGACUUCUCAGUUGUCAGAGAGGACGCCGACACCAGCCGAGCAUAUUCAUCAGAUGACGGUUCAGCUCCAGACAAUUCUUCCGACGGCCGGGAAAAACCCAGAAAAAAGGCGCUCCGGUUUUCUCAAACUGCACCUAUUGCUAAUGAAGAUGAACUUGAACCUCAGGUGACCUUGAAGAGUCCUGAGAGGAAUCCAUCUCCAGGUAGCAACAAUGACCCUAUAGGGCUGCAGAAUCCUCCUGCUGAACACGUUAACUCCACAGAGAUUGCUCUUCAGACACCCUUAAUGGAAAAUUCAGGGGAAGGUGUUAGCCAUGUGAUGCCCGGAACAUCCUCUGCAAGAAAAUCUGAAGAUAUCUCAGGCAGGUGUGACAGUUUCAACUCCAGCUCUGAUGUGCAGUUGUCGGAGAGCACUGCGAGUGAUCUGAGCAUUUCCCUGUCACAAUCUGAGUCGGAGGAUGAUGAGGCUGAGGCAAGGAAUCCUGACUCUGGUGGAAGUUGCCAUAGUCCCGUCUCAACCGUCAAGGACACACCUCACUUACUUUCCCUUGAAGGACUCUUUAAACUUCUAGACUAUAUUGAAGGGCGACUCCAUGGUGAACAGACAAGAGUCUAUGGGAAUUUUUCACUUGAUGAAAGACCACUUAAUCGAAUUAUCAGUCUUUGUGACAGUGAAGCGGGCUUGCAUGAGGAGGACCUUGAAGCAUGUGGCGCAGUGGUGCUUCAUGAGCUCCAGAGGUUGUCAUUGAGAACAGAGAAGGGCUGUCUGCUCCCACAGGAGCUUGUGAGUGCACACCAAUCCAGAACUGAGCAUAUGGCAGUCAGACGACUGGGGAGGAGAGUCACAAUUUCAGCCGACACCGCCAUUCAAUACAUUCUACCUCCACAAAUGGAAAGCCUCCCUCCUGGCGCCGCUCGGCUGUGGGAUCGCUGGUUCAAGCACGCCCUUCUGCUCAAGGAGAGCCGUGUCCAUAGUACUGAGCGCUUGGUCGAGCUGUUUGCGCCGUUGCUGAUCGAGCGUCAUGCAACAUACCUCCACCAGGCCAAAGUGCUACUGAGUUCACAGUUUUCCCGGUCCAGUGAGAAGUGCCCCUCUGCAGAUGAGGAGAGUGACUCUACUUGUUCUUCUGGCUCUCCUUCUCAUCAAGCUCAUGGUGGAGAGGUCAAGUCUGCUAGUGGGAUCCUAAAGCAACAGAUCCAAGAACUACAAAGUGCUGAAGAGGACAGCCACGACGAAAGCCCUGUGGAAAGUGUUCCUAUUAGAGAGACAAAAGCAUAUCAGUUACUUAAGCGAUCAGCCAUGCAAGAAGACCUGGUGAGUUCUGAAGAGGAGGAGGAAGAAGAGGGAGAGGAGGAUGACCUAUCAGGAAAAAAUCGUGGCCCUAAAGUGGACCUUGGGAGGGCCAAACGCUCCUCACCUCAAGACCCUUAUCCUCGGAGAGACAAGGUGAACCCAAAGAUUUAUUCUGCUCUGCAGUCAAAAGAGUUCUGGGAGGAGUCGGAUGACAGCAACUCAGACAUCGAAGCAGCUUUGCGUCCACAACCUUUGAACACGAAUGACGACGACACAGAUGACUUCUACGACUGAAGCUCGCCCGGUGAUGUGUUAUUAAGUUCUACAUUUAUAUAAAAGAGCCUGUCCACAUGUUAGUUUGCACCAGGAUUCCUAAUUUACCAUUCUUCAUCGUAAGUUUGUUGUCAUAAAAACAAAUAAUAAAGUUGGCAACUCAAACGCUGUAUGUGAAGAGUUGCCCAACACUCUGCUCUUAA
Messenger RNA from Syngnathus acus (greater pipefish), 2431 nucleotides. RefSeq names its product kizuna centrosomal protein (gene kiz). The record is from RefSeq and is a predicted model, not a curated record. The coding region runs from base 81 to 2249 and encodes 722 amino acids. The transcript has 16 exons. NCBI's taxonomy places the organism in Eukaryota, Metazoa, Chordata, Actinopteri, Syngnathiformes, Syngnathidae. Gene Ontology annotation, biological process: spindle organization. Gene Ontology annotation, cellular component: centrosome.